Messenger RNA from Choloepus didactylus (southern two-toed sloth), 2111 nucleotides. RefSeq names its product serine and arginine rich splicing factor 7 (gene SRSF7). Gene Ontology annotation, molecular function: zinc ion binding; RNA binding. Gene Ontology annotation, biological process: mRNA splicing, via spliceosome. Lineage: Eukaryota; Metazoa; Chordata; Mammalia; Pilosa; Megalonychidae. Gene Ontology annotation, cellular component: nuclear speck. The record is from RefSeq and is a predicted model, not a curated record. The transcript has 8 exons. The coding region runs from base 130 to 846 and encodes 238 amino acids.
AUAAGCCGGAACUCGGGCUUUUCCUUGUAGUGUCGCUGGGACCGUUGCGCGGUGAGCUUGUGUUGCAGCUUUAUCGUCAAUCACUACCUGGGCGUUGCGAGCCUAAAGAGCGGGGCACGCGGGCCAGUCAUGUCGCGCUACGGGCGAUAUGGAGGAGAGACCAAGGUGUAUGUUGGUAACCUGGGAACUGGUGCUGGCAAAGGAGAGUUAGAAAGGGCUUUCAGUUAUUAUGGUCCCUUAAGAACUGUGUGGAUUGCAAGAAAUCCUCCAGGAUUUGCCUUUGUGGAAUUUGAAGAUCCAAGAGAUGCAGAAGAUGCAGUACGAGGACUGGAUGGGAAGGUGAUCUGUGGUUCACGAGUGAGAGUUGAACUAUCAACAGGCAUGCCUCGGAGAUCCCGUUUUGAUAGACCACCUGCCCGACGUCCCUUUGAUCCCAAUGAUAGAUGCUAUGAGUGUGGUGAAAAGGGACAUUAUGCUUAUGAUUGUCAUCGCUAUAGUCGGCGGCGGAGAAGCAGGUCACGGUCUAGAUCGCAUUCGAGAUCCAGAGGAAGGAGAUAUUCUCGCUCACGCAGCAGGAGCAGAGGACGGAGGUCACGAUCAGCAUCUCCUCGACGAUCAAGAUCUGUGUCUCUUCGUAGAUCAAGAUCUGCUUCACUAAGAAGAUCUAGAUCUGGUUCUAUAAAAGGAUCGAGGUAUUUCCAAUCCCGGUCAAGGUCAAGAUCCAGAUCCAGGUCUAUUUCACGACCAAGAAGCAGCCGAUCAAAGUCCAGGUCACCAUCUCCAAAAAGAAGUCGUUCCCCAUCGGGAAGUCCACGCAGAAGUGCAAGUCCUGAAAGAAUGGACUGAAGUUCUCAAGUUCACCUUUUAGGGAAAAGUUAUUUUGUUUACAUUAUUAUAAGGGAUUUGUGGUGUCUGUAAAGUGUAACCUAGGAAUGGUAUUUCAACCAUUAAUCAAAAUGGAUCUGGAUUAUUAUGCUUUGUAAAUUCACAGCAGUAAGAUAAAUUUUUGUUGAAUGUAUUAACAUCCUAUGAUCUGAAAACAUGGGUUUUUAUUUGGCACAUUUAAAUAAAAUGUUUCUAACUAGAGUUUCGAUUUGUGUUCAAUAUUAACACUUUUCAACUUGGUAAAAUUCUGGAGUCAAACUCCUGAAUUGUUAUUAACCAUAUUCCUACAGGCAUAUGAAGUUUAAUGGUGUUGGUUAAAUCUUUUGAACAUCAUUAACUGUUCUGUACAUACAUACACUUGGCCAGGGUCUUAGGGAAAUUGAAAAUUUCAUUUUAUCGUUAUUUGGUUUGGGUAAGAUGAUCUGAUCUUGGGUCCUGUAUAAUAGCAUGGAUGCAUCAUGGACAAGUUCUAAAUUAAGAGGUAUUUGAAAUUGGUAUUAUUAGAUGAUGUGACAUUAAUGAUGUCAUUCUUUUACCCUAGAGGGACCACAUAUUUGUCUGACAGGAACUAAAGGCAAAGAGCUUAUUAAAUGUGUAAGGAGUAGUUAGACCUGAUGCUGGAAAAACAGUCUUACUGUAUAGUAACUAAUGGAAGUUUCCGGGCUCCUUAGGUAGGAUGGUGUCAAAACUCCACGUUUGGGGGGGUUUCUUAAUGUGCUUCUGUUUCUUUCAACAUCAGUCAAGUCAAUUUUGUACCAAAAGAGUGCAUGUUUGAGGAAUUGUCUGAAUUUGGGACAAGACGUCUUCAUGUAAACCAGCUUUGCAAAAUUUUCCAACCCGGAUAGACUUCUCUAAUUCCUUCAAGUGGAUUGCCUUACUCGGAGCAGAGAUCUGUUAAUCUCUAAGCUAGGUUUUUCAGUUUCUAAUCAUCAUAAUUUCUCUUUAUUUUGCCAGGCUGGUGUAAAGUAAAGAUGUUAAUGAGAAAUGUUAAUGUGAGACUGAAGCAGUUUUGUGAAUCUCCCCUAUGCUUAGCAACACCUCAUGUAGCUAAGUUUUUUUUGGUAGAACUUAAAAUUUUUAUAGUCAGUUCUUUAUUCAGACCUUAUUUAAGUAUAAAAGGGCAGUAAUGGUAACUUGAGAGUUCUCUGGUCAAGCUUUUAUCAGGUGGUAUUUAACCUUAUUGCAAAAAAAAAAAAAAAAAAAAAACACAACCAAGACUUAAAUAA